AUGGGCCAGACAGCAUCCUCUCCUGUUACCAGCUCAUCACAAUCCCCAGUUGACCACCAAUCUCUCAAGUCCGGAUCUCUUCAAUGUCCGGUAGACCAUGAAAUCUCCAAAAGCGCAUCUCAUAAACCUGCCCAAUGCCCUGUCGACCACGAGUCUCUCAAACAAUCUUCCCAAAAGCCUGCUCAAUGUCCCGUAGACCAUGGAUCGUCCAUGUCUUCUCUCAACCAAAUGCCCACGCUGUCGCAGGCACCAGCACCGAAUCAGACGAUGGAACUUCCAACUGCCCGCACCUCCUCUUCAAUACCUCGGGAUGCCUCGGAGAAGUGGGAAUAUCCCUCACCCCAGCAGUUCUACAACGCGCUAGUAAGAAAGGGAUGGGAGACACCAGAAGAACAUGUUGAGACUAUGGUAGACAUCCACAACUUUCUCAACGAACAAGCGUGGCAGGAAGUCUUGAAAUGGGAGAGAAGACAGGCCAAUGAUGAUAAAAUCCAAUUGGCACGGUUCAAGGGGCGUCCUGGAGAGCUUUCUCCAAAAGCGAGGUUCUGGCUAUUGGCCGGAUGGCUGCUCCCUGGCCGGUUCAAUACUGAACCUCCCUUCGACCGACACGACUGGAUCGUCCGACGAUCGAAAACUGGCGAGGAAGUUCGUUAUGUUAUAGACUACUACUCUGCACCGCCAGAACCGGACGGCUCUCCAGUCUUUUCUUUGGAUGUUCGACCGGCGUUGGACAGUCUCGGUAGUAUCAGGGAGCGAAUUGCAGUGGCAACAGAAGAGGCUUGGACUAGUUAUAGAGAAAGCACUCCAAGUCGAGGCUAG
Molecule: messenger RNA, 819 nt
Organism: Marasmius oreades (fairy-ring Marasmius)
Lineage: Eukaryota; Fungi; Basidiomycota; Agaricomycetes; Agaricales; Marasmiaceae
Exons: 3
Coding region: 1-819 (272 amino acids)
Biological process (GO): cytochrome c-heme linkage
Cellular component (GO): mitochondrion
Molecular function (GO): holocytochrome-c synthase activity
Source: RefSeq, a predicted model, not a curated record